GGAAGAGAUCUAUAUUCAUGGCCUUUCAAAAUCACAAAAACUUUGCCUGUGACGCAUAAACGAAAAAAGAAUGGGGUAUUUUUGAGAAUUUGCAUGGAUUAUGGGGAUUUGGAGUAUUGUGUUCAGGAUCUAUAUAAGAUGAAUCUGAUAUCGAUAUGGAAAAAAACAGAUAUUCGAGACCGAUAUAUCGAUAUCGAUCUCGACUUGUCCCACACUGCACCAGUAUUUAAAUCAACUAUGAUAUCUAACGGAAGUUUUAAAAUAUCUAGCCCGCAAACUUUUUUACGAGAGCGGCACGAGCAAAAACACCACUCACAAAGGAGAGUGCCUGAGGUGUCCGUAAAACUUCGAGAUAAAAUUUGGCAGACAGAUAGAUCAUACCCUACUUUAAUUAUGAAAUUCUCACCACUUUCGCUGCGGGGUACCAGGGACCGAGUUAUAAGCCCCCAAAAUUUUAGAUCCCCUCAGUUUUCUUUUCUACUCAUAAACAAUUUUGUAUUAGAACAAAUGUGUUAUUCGUUGGUGCAGUGGUAG
This is a messenger RNA of Meloidogyne enterolobii, 534 nucleotides long. The record is from the annotation of a GenBank genome assembly. Lineage: Eukaryota; Metazoa; Nematoda; Chromadorea; Rhabditida; Meloidogynidae.